Rotaria sp. Silwood2 is the source of this 105-nucleotide messenger RNA. The record is from the annotation of a GenBank genome assembly. Lineage: Eukaryota; Metazoa; Rotifera; Eurotatoria; Philodinida; Philodinidae.
AUGAAAGCUGUUCUUGCUAUUAUCUUCUUUGCCUGCAUUGCUGGCUCCAUGGCUGCAGAUGCUCGUCUCCAAGCUUUUGAAGGAAUUAUUGCACAAGGUCAAGCU